Molecule: messenger RNA, 195 nt
Organism: Acanthisitta chloris (rifleman)
Lineage: Eukaryota; Metazoa; Chordata; Aves; Passeriformes; Acanthisittidae
Gene: RBM42
Product: RNA binding motif protein 42
Exons: 1
Molecular function (GO): mRNA binding
Source: RefSeq, a predicted model, not a curated record
ACGAUUUCCGGAUUUUUUGCGGUGACCUCGGGAACGAGGUGAACGACGAGACGUUGGGAAGAGCCUUCGGACGUUUCCCGUCGUUCCUCAAGGCCAAAGUCAUCCGGGACAAACGAUCCGGAAAAACCAAAGGCUACGGAUUCGUUUCCUUCAAAGAUCCCAACGACUACGUGCGAGCCAUGAGGGAGAUGAACG